AUGUGUCCCAAGAAGUGGUUCUACGCAAUGAUCAGCGCGCCAUACGGGUCGAUUAGGCUCAAUAACACCAUUAACUGGGCUGGCUGCUAUGUUGAGGCGCACCCAACGGGUGAUAAUAAGGCUCUUAAGACUCCGGCACCUAAGUCGACUUCGGCUACGACGGGAAUGAAGGCAUCUGAGACUGGUCCCGCGGAAACUGAGAGGCCUACCGGUGAUAGUAACGGCGUCGGGCGUCGGGCUGAGGAUCCUGAUCUUUGGAAGGUUGCAGGUACUGGAUUGGCCGCCAUGGCAGUCAACUCUGUCCUUUCGGGCGUGUCUAUUUGA
Molecule: messenger RNA, 324 nt
Organism: Fusarium keratoplasticum
Lineage: Eukaryota; Fungi; Ascomycota; Sordariomycetes; Hypocreales; Nectriaceae
Exons: 1
Coding region: 1-324 (107 amino acids)
Source: RefSeq, a predicted model, not a curated record